This is a messenger RNA of Lucilia cuprina (Australian sheep blowfly), 1404 nucleotides long. RefSeq names its product zinc finger protein 624-like. Gene Ontology annotation, biological process: regulation of transcription by RNA polymerase II. The transcript is spliced from 7 exons. Gene Ontology annotation, cellular component: nucleus; chromosome. The record is from RefSeq and is a predicted model, not a curated record. Lineage: Eukaryota; Metazoa; Arthropoda; Insecta; Diptera; Calliphoridae. The coding region runs from base 154 to 1272 and encodes 372 amino acids. Gene Ontology annotation, molecular function: chromatin insulator sequence binding; zinc ion binding.
AUUCGUUUCCAAACAACAAAAUAUAAUAGUAAAUAAAAGACAAAACAACAAAUUUUCAAAAAAAGAAAAUAAACAAAAAAGAUUUCUAAAAUAAAUAUUAAAUAAUUGUUUUACUUUGUAAUUGUUAAUACAUUUAAAAGAACAGCAAACAAAAUGAAUACCAGCGAAAAAUUACAAAAGCAACAAUGUCGUACUUGUUACAAUGCCACCAAAGGCUUAAAACCUUUAACAGAUCUGACCAAAUGUGGUGGUGGUAGCCAACAAAUAUCCUAUGCCGAACUGCUGGCUGAUAUUUCCAAUAUAAAUAUAAUGGAGGAUUUUUACAAUGAAUUGCCACAAUUUAUAUGCGAAGCCUGCCAACGCAAAUUGAAAGCUGCUCAGGCAUUUAUACAACAAACUCAUGAGGUUAAUGAACGUUUAAUAGCAAUGCUGAGUAAUCAAAAAGAUACUUCCGCUACGGAAUUUACGUAUUUAGAAGAGGCUCCGGUGCAAGUUAAAAUGGAAUUUGAGGAUAGUUUGCCUGAACCUGAAGCUGAGCAACAAUGGCAUGAUGAACUGAAAGAUGAUGAAGAAAGUGCAGCUGGUUUAGAAAGCGCUGUGAUAGAGGGCAAUGAUGGCGUGGACUUUUUUAAAAUUAGUAAAGUAAACUCUUCAAAUGGUGUACAAAAUGAUAUAACACAAAUGCUGGCACUACUUAAUAGGAAAAUGGAUAUAUUAACACAAAACAAUGAAAUCCUGAAGCAUCAAAUGAGAGAUAUAAAGAAUCAAAAUACUUUAGUGCUAAAUGUUUUAAGUGAAAAUACCGAUGCUAUAGAAAAGUCAUUAAAUAAAAAUCCUAGGUUUUUAAAAAUAUUUCCGAUAAGUACUAUAGAACAAUUAAAUGAAAUAGAAGAUAAUAUUAAUGAACAAAAUGAAAAGGAUUAUAUUGCUUCCAUAAGAGCAAUAGCUGGUCAACGUGGCCUUAAGAAGGGCCUAUCCGAUAUAAUGACACCCAAACUUUUGGUAGAAUUCAAUGUUGAUGGCAGUCAUAAUAAACAACGUCUUUUGAAUUAUACCAAAUUUGUUAAUGUUUUAUUUCAUGGAACUUAUGAUGAAAAUUGCACCGAAAAAUCAUUUAAAUGUCAUUUAAGGGAUGCUUUAAAAUUGGUUAAAAAUCGUUAUUUCAAAGAGAAAUGUAUAUCUAAGGAUAAGAGUGAUAAUGUAGCCAAGGAAAUAGCAGCUUCUAAAUUGAGUGAUACUCAAGAUGUUUCACAAAAUGAGAUCAUUAUAUAAUUAUUUAAAAUGCAUUUUUCUUUUGGUUGCAUUUAAGGCUAGUUUUUAAUGUUGUAGCUGUAAUUUAUUUAUUUUAAAUUAUGAAGUAGUAUAUUUUGUAUUUCCUUCACAAUAAACAAAAAUUAUAUACUA